AAAGGAAGUAUAAUCCAAAAUCAAUCCUAUCUGUAAACGAAACGGCCCGGGGACACGUGUCACACGUGUCUUGUCGCCGCUGUUAGUCCAUCACUAUGGCAAUGCCGCGCCAUAACAUCAUUUUCUCUACACAAUUUCUACGUGUGCGGUCAAAUCAUAGGAAUGUCGCGUAGUUUCGGUUGACCGUACAUCAAUCAAUACUGGAGCGUGGUGUGUGCUGGAGGAAUCAUAAAUUUUCGCUUCAUUGCCGUGGGGCUCGCGUUUCCGCGCUCUAGCUGAAAGGGAAAGCUACCAUAUUUUUGUACAAUUUGCAGUCGUUCCAGCCUAUAGACGAGUGCCAUGAAACACCAACAAGUGGUACCGGAUUAUGUGGCCAUGGUAAAAACAUCCGGCACGUGCUUGUGCCUGGUGUUCUCGGGUUGGGUGCUGUUCAAGCUUGUGCAAGCAAUUUUCUGGCUUCCGGGAUAUUUGGAAAAGACCCAGGGAAAUUUAUACCGGCGACUAGAGCUACGGGCAACCGACGUUUGUGAUGAAGCAGUAAAAAGUUCGCAGGAUCAAAACGCCACCUCGAGCAAAUGCACUCGUGAACGAUCAUCGCAGGAAGACCUGAACGCAAACGAGGACGAUGCUCUCAUCUCUGAGGAAAAGAUGGAAAAUGAAGCGAUCGAGCCGGAAACCGACAGCAAGAAGGACAAAUAAGCUAAGCGUACGGGAAUUGUCUCAUUUAAUGACCGUUUGGACAUUGUGGUGGAGAAAAUAAAGAUUCUUUUUGGGAAAUACGCUUUAACCGAAUCCUUUUUUGU
Anopheles nili is the source of this 803-nucleotide messenger RNA. RefSeq lists its product as uncharacterized. Bases 340 to 699 code for a protein of 119 amino acids. The record is from RefSeq and is a predicted model, not a curated record. The transcript is spliced from 2 exons. Lineage: Eukaryota; Metazoa; Arthropoda; Insecta; Diptera; Culicidae.